GACGUAACGUGGCUGCUCCACCCCCUUUUACGUGCACUUUAAAGAAGAACAGUGCCAACGCGUACUCCUCAACUCAGGAUAAACUGGUGAACGCAAGCAGAAAUCACUGCAGACUUGGGAGAAUAUGCAGCUGCUCUUUUUAGGGACACUUGCCCUGUUUGUUGGGGUCACAGUUGCUGUGCCUGCGCAGGAGAAACGUGUACAUCAUAAGCCUGACCUCAGUGACCAUGUUCAUGAUGAUGCCCAUGGAUACCAGUAUGACCACGAGGCCUUCCUGGGCAAAGAGGAAGCCAAGACCUUUGACCAGCUAAGCCCUGAGGAGAGCAAAGAGAGACUAGGAAAGAUUGUGGAUAGGAUUGACACUGAUAAGGAUGGCUUCAUCAGUCAUGCUGAGCUACACCACUGGAUCAAGCACAGGCAGAGGAGGUACAUCGAGGAGAAUGUGGACAAGCACUGGAAAGAGUAUGACCAGAACAAGGACGGGAAGAUUGGCUGGAUCGAGUACAAAAACACCACCUACGGAUAUUACAUGGAUACGGAGUUUGAUGAUGUGGAUGAUAAGGCGAGUUACAAAGCCAUGCUCACUAGAGAUGAAAGACGGUUCAAGUCCGCAGACCGGGACGGAGACGGUGUUGCUACCAGAGAAGAGUUCACUGCCUUCCUCCAUCCAGAGGAGUUUGACCACAUGAGGGACAUUGUGAUACAGGAAACUAUUGAAGACAUUGACAAGAAUGGUGAUGGCAAGAUUGAUCUGCAGGAAUACAUUGGGGACAUGUUCACUUCUGAAAAUGGAGAGGAUGAACCAGAUUGGGUCACAACAGAAAAGAAACACUUUUCAGAGUUCAGAGACAUGAACAAGGAUGGUUUCCUUGAUGCCAGUGAAGUGUCUCAUUGGAUCCUCCCUGGAGAGGUUGACCAUGCAGACAAUGAGGCCCGGCAUCUCAUUCAUGAAACCGAUCAAGACAACGAUGACAAAAUCACAAAGAAGGAGAUUCUGGCAAACUGGAACAUGUUUGUCGGGAGCCAAGCGACUAAUUACGGAGAAGAUCUCACCAAAAGACACGAUGAACUUUAAUGCUGGCAUAUCUGGGUACAGGGGAGGGCAAUAUAUUUGGGGUGUACGCGAGAAGAUAGGAAACUGAAUAUGAAAAUAAAAGCAAAUUGGAUAGGAACAUUUCCAGAGUCAAAAGUCAGGGGUUAGGCUUCAGUGAAGAUAGGCAUUUUAGUGAGACAGAUAAAAGUUUUAUUUAUUGUCAAAAACAUUUCAUCCUUUGAAACAAAAUCAUAAGGAACACUCACAUUCCUUAUGAACACACACUCCAGCUUGCUAAUUGUGAGGAAAUGGACUGAUAUCUUCCACUUGAGAGAUGCUCAGGAAUUCAGCACUGAAUACAGGCACAGUUGUAUCAGUAUUCAAAAUAACAGCCAUGUUUUGACUGUUACAAAGUAAAUUUCAGAGUUUUAAAUUUUAGUGGUCGGUGAUUUCACAUUCAACAUAUCACUAACAUGAAUAGAGGCAUAGCUGAGGAGAAAUGAAGCCAGAGGGAGGGAAAGAGGGCCAGGGACUCAACAGAUGGGAGGAGACAAAAGUGAUUGACACUGUAUUGGUGGGACAUUUUUCUCUCUGUGAAUUCUAAAUAAAGCCAUGUUGGUUUUUUUAAUUGUGGACUGGGGUUUAAUUUCAGAGUUCUCAUAAAGACAUUAGAUUGCAUUCUGAUAAGAGGUCUAAUUGUUAAUCACAGAAGCUAUAUAUACACAUAUACAUAAAUACUCAGUCACCAUCUUGCUCAGCUAAAUCAUUCUUUGUCCUUUGCGUUUUCCAAAAUGUGUCUG
Onychostoma macrolepis is the source of this 1833-nucleotide messenger RNA. RefSeq names its product reticulocalbin 3, EF-hand calcium binding domain (gene rcn3). Gene Ontology annotation, cellular component: endoplasmic reticulum. Bases 125 to 1075 code for a protein of 316 amino acids. Lineage: Eukaryota; Metazoa; Chordata; Actinopteri; Cypriniformes; Cyprinidae. The transcript has 8 exons. Gene Ontology annotation, molecular function: calcium ion binding. The record is from RefSeq and is a predicted model, not a curated record.